Musa acuminata AAA Group (dessert banana) is the source of this 1467-nucleotide messenger RNA. Its product is annotated as U-box domain-containing protein 34-like. The transcript has 4 exons. The coding region runs from base 97 to 1419 and encodes 440 amino acids. The record is from RefSeq and is a predicted model, not a curated record. Gene Ontology annotation, biological process: protein phosphorylation. Gene Ontology annotation, molecular function: protein kinase activity; ATP binding. Lineage: Eukaryota; Viridiplantae; Streptophyta; Magnoliopsida; Zingiberales; Musaceae.
UCUGUACCUGGUUAACCGACAUGCGUGUUACCAUGGAGCUCGCAGGAGGAUGUGGAAGCAGAGAUUAGGAGGCUGAAAUUAGAGCUCAAGCAGACCAUGGACAUGUACAGCACAGCAUGCAAAGAAGCACUCACAGCUAAACAGAAGACGAUGGAGCUCCAACGCUGGAAGAUGGACGAAGAGAAAAGAAUCAAAGACGCUCGAUUGGCGGAAGAAGAAGCUCUGGCUUUAGCGGAGAGCGAGAAAGCAAGGUGUGUCGCAGCGAUACAGACGGCCGAGGCAUCAAAAAGGAUAGCAGAAAACGAAGCACACAAGAGGAUCAGUGCAGAGAUGAAGGCAUUCAAAGACGCCGAGGAUAAGAAGAAGGCUUUCGAUGCUUUGUCCCAUACAAACCUCAGGUACAGGAGGUACACGAUCGAGGAGAUAGAGGUAGCCACCGACUACUUUGCAGAGGAGAGAAAGAUAGGAGAAGGUGGCUAUGGCCCUGUUUACAGAUGCACUCUGGAUCAUACGCCUGUUGCCAUUAAGGUACUACGUCCAGAUGCCGCCCAAGGAAGGUCACAGUUCCAGCAAGAGGUUGAAAUCCUAUGCUGCAUUCGGCACCCAAACAUGGUUCUGCUGCUGGGCGCUUGCCCGGAAUACGGCUGCCUUGUGUACGAGUACAUGGCAAAUGGGAGCUUGGACGAUCGAUUGUUCCGGCGAGGUAACACGCCACCCAUCCCUUGGCAGCACAGGUUCCGGAUCGCGGCGGAGAUCGGCACGGGCCUCCUCUUCCUGCACCAGACCAGGCCGGAGCCGCUGGUACACAGAGACCUCAAGCCUGCAAACAUCCUCCUCGACAGGAACUACGUGAGCAAGAUCAGCGACGUCGGCCUCGCCCGCUUGGUCCCCCCCUCCGUUGCCGACACCGUCACCCAGUAUCGCAUGACGGCCACCGCCGGCACUUUCUGCUACAUCGACCCGGAGUAUCAGCAGACCGGCAUGCUCGGCAUCAAGUCCGACAUAUACUCUCUUGGGAUCAUGCUGCUGCAGAUCAUCACCGGCAAACCUCCCAUGGGGCUGACACACCAUGUCGAGCGUGCGAUCGAGAAGGGGACGUUCAUAGAAAUGUUGGAUCACUCGGUGCCGGAUUGGCCGGUGGAGGAAGCUCUAAGCUUAGCCAAUAUGUCGCUCAAGUGUGCGGAACUCAGACGCAAGGAUCGGCCGGAUCUCGCGACGGCCAUACUGCCGGAGCUCAACAGACUCAGAGAUCUCGCAGAGGAGAACAUGCAGUUCUCCCCGUUUGGGACUGGUUCAUACACCUCACCUAUCCACAGUCAAGUUUCCACACAAGAUAUCAUGAGUGGGCCUGGAACUGUACAAUCUGGAUAUGACAGCUCAAGAAGCCGAUAUAGUGGAUCAUCCAUUCCGGGAAGAUGAAUGAGCAGAGUCUUGUCUUGUGAGGAAGCAAGCAGUUCUUCUGGGGAU